Messenger RNA from Eremomyces bilateralis CBS 781.70, 623 nucleotides. RefSeq lists its product as uncharacterized. NCBI's taxonomy places the organism in Eukaryota, Fungi, Ascomycota, Dothideomycetes, Eremomycetales, Eremomycetaceae. The transcript has a single exon. The annotation marks the transcript as partial. The record is from RefSeq and is a predicted model, not a curated record.
CCUCCUCCUCAACCCCAGGGUCAAACACUUGCUGAGGUCUUGCGACACACAAACACAGCUGGUACCGUACCAGUUCCUACGUCUGCACCAGCUACGAAUUCUAUAACUACUUCUCCAUCUAUAUCGAUCCCUUCACCUACUCCUAUAUCUUCCCCUACUCCAUCUCAUUUGUCUUCACCUGUCUCUGUUACUGUGUCUGUUACUACGGCUUAAUCCCCUCUAUAGCCUGCUUGGCAACCUCCGUCGUUAGAAGAGUUCUUUGCUGACAUCGAGCGUCGACGACUUCAGCCUGUUCUAUAUAACUGCAGUGACUUUGGCACAGUGAUGGAUUUUUUGGCAGAGACAGGGCAGGAAAACGACCCUACAGAACUAGUUGAAGCACGGGAUAUGGCUCUCGCGACAAGAGGGGUGUUUGCUUCCUGCACUCCAACAAUGGCGUGGAAUUAUCACUUUGGAGAUAUAGAAGCUUUCUACGAUGAAAGAUUUGCACAAGUCAAUGCUCAAAAUGCUCUGCUUCAGUCUCAAGAUGUACGUCGAGAGCGUCCUAAGCGUGCUGCUGCAGAGACGGCUUCAAAUGCUUGGAAAGGACUCAGCCCGCGCAAGAGACAGCGACGUUAGUAGAA